GCCCUGAGGAUCCGUCCCCGGGCGCCGACGACCGAGCUCCGCCCCUCGCCGCACCGCUCCCUCCGCGGCGGCAGGCAGAGCUUGCUCAGCUCUGCGGACGCCGCCGCCUUCAUUACCUCCUCCUUCUCCCGCCGGUGUGCGAGGGCCUCGCCCGGCAGCGGCACUGUCCUGGGUGGGCGGCUGGGCUCGCGCGGCUGCUGAGCGCUCGGCGCGGGGAAGCCAGAUCCUCCGCCCGCGCGGCGUCGUGACAGGUGCAGAGUCUGGUCUGAAGAUCCACCUGCGGUGGCCGCCGCGAUGCCCACCAUGCGGAGGACCGUGUCGGAGAUCCGCUCCCGCGCGGAGGGUUAUGAGAAGACUGAUGAUGUUUCAGAGAAGACUUCACUGGCUGACCAGGAGGAAGUAAGGACUAUAUUCAUCAACCAGCCCCAGUUGACAAAAUUCUGCAAUAACCAUGUCAGCACUGCAAAAUAUAAUGUAAUCACAUUCCUUCCGAGAUUUCUCUACUCUCAGUUCAGAAGAGCCGCUAAUUCAUUUUUUCUCUUUAUUGCACUGCUUCAGCAAAUACCUGAUGUAUCACCAACAGGUCGCUACACAACACUGGUUCCUCUCUUAUUUAUUUUAGCUGUGGCAGCUGUCAAAGAGAUAAUAGAAGAUAUUAAACGACAUAAAGCUGAUAAUGCAGUGAACAAGAAACAGACCCAAGUUUUGAGAAGUGGUGCUUGGGAAAUUGUGCACUGGGAAAAGGUGGCAGUAGGGGAAAUAGUGAAAGUGACCAAUGGGGAACAUCUCCCAGCAGAUCUCAUCAGCUUGUCCUCAAGUGAGCCCCAGGCCAUGUGCUACAUUGAAACAUCCAACUUAGAUGGUGAAACAAACUUGAAAAUUAGACAGGGCUUACCAGCAACAUCAGAUAUAAAAGACAUUGACAGUUUGAUGAGAAUUUCUGGCAGAAUUGAGUGUGAAAGUCCAAACCGACAUCUCUACGAUUUUGUUGGAAACAUAAGGCUUGAUGGACACAGCACUGUUCCCCUGGGAGCAGAUCAGAUUCUUCUUCGAGGCGCUCAAUUGAGAAAUACACAGUGGGUUCAUGGAAUAGUUGUCUACACUGGACAUGACACCAAGCUGAUGCAGAAUUCAACAAGUCCACCACUUAAACUCUCAAAUGUAGAACGGAUUACAAAUGUACAAAUUUUGAUUUUAUUUUGUAUCUUGAUUGCCAUGUCUCUUGUCUGUUCUGUGGGCUCAGCCAUUUGGAAUCGAAGGCAUUCUGGAAAGGACUGGUAUCUCAGUCUAAACUAUGGUGGUGCUAAUAAUUUUGGACUGAAUUUCUUGACCUUCAUCAUCCUUUUCAAUAACCUCAUUCCUAUCAGCUUGUUGGUUACAUUAGAAGUGGUGAAAUUUACCCAGGCAUACUUCAUAAAUUGGGAUCUUGACAUGCACUAUGAACCCACAGACACUGCUGCUAUGGCUCGAACAUCUAAUCUGAAUGAGGAACUUGGCCAGGUAAAAUACAUAUUUUCUGACAAAACUGGUACUUUGACAUGCAAUGUAAUGCAGUUUAAGAAGUGCACCAUAGCUGGAGUUGCUUAUGGGCAGAGCUCACAGUUUGGAGAUGAAAAAACAUUUAGUGAUUCAUCAUUGCUUGAAAACCUCCAAAAUAAUCAUCCAACUGCACCUAUAAUAUGUGAAUUUCUUACAAUGAUGGCAGUUUGUCACACAGCAGUACCAGAGUGGGAAGGUGAUAAGAUUAUUUACCAGGCAGCAUCUCCAGAUGAAGGAGCCUUGGUCAGGGCAGCCAAGCAACUGAAUUUUGUUUUCACUGGAAGAACACCUGACUCAGUGAUUAUAGAUUCACUGGGGCAGGAAGAAAGAUACGAAUUGCUCAAUGUCUUGGAGUUCACCAGCGCUAGAAAAAGAAUGUCAGUGAUUGUUCGCACUCCAUCCGGGAAGUUACGACUUUACUGCAAAGGAGCCGACACUGUAAUUUAUGACCGACUGGCAGAGACUUCAAAAUACAAAGAUAUUACCCUAAAACAUUUAGAGCAGUUUGCUACAGAAGGGUUAAGAACUUUGUGUUUUGCCGUGGCUGAGAUUUCAGAGAACGACUUUCAGGAGUGGCGAGCGGUCUAUCAGCGGGCAUCCACGUCCGUGCAGAACAGGCUGCUGAAACUGGAAGAGAGCUACGAGUUAAUUGAAAAGAAUCUUCAGCUACUUGGAGCCACAGCCAUCGAGGAUAAAUUACAAGAUCAAGUGCCUGAAACCAUAGAAACUCUAAUGAAAGCAGACAUCAAAAUCUGGAUCCUUACAGGAGACAAGCAGGAAACUGCCAUUAACAUUGGACACUCCUGCAAACUUUUGAGGAAGAACAUGGGAAUGAUUGUUAUAAAUGAAGGCUCUCUUGAUGGAACAAGGGAAACUCUCAGUCGUCACUGCACUACCCUUGGUGAUGCUCUUCGGAAGGAGAAUGACUUUGCUCUUAUAAUUGAUGGGAAAACCCUCAAGUAUGCCUUAACUUUUGGAGUACGGCAGUAUUUUCUGGACUUAGCGUUGUCGUGCAAAGCUGUUAUUUGCUGCAGGGUUUCUCCUCUUCAAAAAUCGGAAGUUGUUGAGAUGGUUAAGAAACAAGUUAAAGUCAUAACACUUGCCAUUGGCGAUGGAGCAAAUGACGUCAGCAUGAUACAGACGGCACAUGUUGGAGUUGGAAUAAGUGGCAAUGAAGGCCUUCAGGCAGCUAAUUCUUCUGACUACUCCAUAGCUCAGUUCAAAUAUUUGAAGAAUUUGUUGAUGGUUCAUGGUGCCUGGAACUAUAACAGAGUCUCCAAGUGCAUUUUGUACUGCUUCUACAAGAAUAUAGUCCUCUAUAUUAUUGAGAUCUGGUUUGCCUUCGUUAAUGGCUUUUCUGGACAGAUCCUCUUUGAGAGAUGGUGCAUAGGUCUUUAUAACGUGAUGUUUACAGCAAUGCCGCCCUUAACUCUGGGAAUAUUUGAGAGAUCAUGCAGAAAAGAGAAUAUGUUGAAGUAUCCUGAAUUAUACAAAACGUCUCAGAAUGCCCUGGACUUCAACACCAAGGUUUUCUGGGUUCAUUGUUUAAAUGGCCUCUUCCACUCAGUUAUUCUGUUUUGGUUUCCACUAAAAGCCCUUCAGUAUGGUACUGUAUUUGGAAGUGGGAAAACCUCUGAUUACCUGCUGUUGGGAAACUUCGUUUACACUUUUGUGGUGAUAACUGUGUGUUUGAAAGCUGGAUUGGAGACAUCAUAUUGGACCUGGUUCAGCCACAUAGCGAUCUGGGGCAGCAUCGCACUCUGGGUGGUGUUUUUUGGAAUCUACUCAGCUCUGUGGCCUGCUGUCCCCAUGGCCCCUGAUAUGUCAGGAGAGGCAGCCAUGUUGUUCAGUUCCGGAGUCUUUUGGACAGGCCUGUUAUUUAUUCCUGUGGCAUCUUUGCUUCUUGAUGUGGUGUACAAAGUUAUCAAGAGGACUGCUUUUAAAACAUUAGUGGAUGAAGUUCAGGAGCUGGAGGCAAAAUCUCAAGACCCAGGAGCAGUUGUGCUUGGAAAAAGCCUCACGGAGAGGGCGCAACUGCUCAAGAAUGUCUUUAAGAAGAACCACGUGAACUUGUACCCAUCAGAAUCAUUGCAACAAAACCUGCUCCACGGGUAUGCUUUCUCUCAAGAUGAAAAUGGAAUCGUCUCACAGUCUGAAGUGAUUAGAGCAUAUGAUACCACAAAGCAGAGACCCGACGAGUGGUGACAGCGGGAGGGGUGAGAGGCCAGCUCUGCCAUGUCUCUAAGGGGAGCUCCCAGGUCUUCACCAGAAUCUGCUGACCAAUUCCAGUCUGGUCCAAGAAGGGGAAAUGGAUCUGAACUCAUCUCAUUGACUGACAUUCAGAUUCAUGUAUAUUAUAGACAUAAGCACUGUGCAACUAUACUGUAACACCAUCUCUUUCAGAUUUUCUAAAGUAUUUACUAAGUCUUUGUAAACAGAAAUGGAAAAUGACCUUGUAUCUUGCCAGAGUGUUUUCUUAAACUGAGAAUAGGUCAGUAUUCUUACGCUGUUACUCUGGGGCUGCAACUAACUAUCAGUGUCUUGGAUAUACCACAAGGCGACCGACCUUUACAAAUCUCUAACAUGGUAGUAAGUUAAAGGGACUCCUUGAUAUCCAUUUUAGAUUUCAGAAUAUGCUGAAAAAAACCAGCCUUCUUAAGGAAGCGACUCACUGAGCAAAAUUUCUA
This is a messenger RNA of Eubalaena glacialis (North Atlantic right whale), 4226 nucleotides long. It is a transcript of the gene ATP8A1, whose product is annotated as ATPase phospholipid transporting 8A1. Gene Ontology annotation, biological process: phospholipid translocation. The transcript is spliced from 36 exons. NCBI's taxonomy places the organism in Eukaryota, Metazoa, Chordata, Mammalia, Artiodactyla, Balaenidae. Gene Ontology annotation, cellular component: plasma membrane. Bases 295 to 3744 code for a protein of 1149 amino acids. Gene Ontology annotation, molecular function: ATP hydrolysis activity; ATPase-coupled intramembrane lipid carrier activity; magnesium ion binding. The record is from RefSeq and is a predicted model, not a curated record.